AAAAACCCUAUUUCUCUCUCGCAUCCUCAAUCUCUUUUUAUCUUCUUACAUAUUUUUGGAUUGACACCCUUAAUUAAAUCACCCUAUUAGUUUAGUUUUAAAAGGUUUUUCAUUUGGAAUUGGAGGGGCAGGCGGUCGGGACAGCGGCGAUGGGGAGGUGGGUUGGGGAAGAGACUCCGAGAUUAGACGUUGAAGUUGAAAGGGCGAAGCUGAGAUGUAGAGCGGUCAUAGAUCGAAUUUCUACCAGCACCGUCCCAGUCCCACCAAAGCCGCCACCCUCAGACUGCUACCGGACCACCCUUCUCAGACUCGCUCACUCCGAGCUCUCUUUCCUUUCUUCUCCCCGUCUCAAUCCUACUUCUCUCAGUUCGAACAUUGGUCAUAUCGAGGCAAUCCUACACAUUCUGGAGCAGCCAUUUAUCAAUGGUGUAUCCCGCGUCUGCAAGCGCGUUCCUACUCUGUCGUCACCUUUGGUUGAUAAUAAUGGCCACAAAACUAACUCUAAUUCAAAAAAGAUACACGUUGACAUUGUCUGUACCGUCAAUGGAAGCCCGGUGUGGUUCCUCGUCUCUGCUAGAAACCCUAGGUUUGUUUCUUGGAAUAGCGGGUCUUCUUCCCCUGCAAAACACCAAAAGAGGAACUUAAGAACGCGGAUCCAACAACUUCUUGAUGCGGCCACCCACUGCUCCCCAUCCAUAAAGCCUUCUUCAAUUAUCCUCUAUUUCUCCAAUGGACUUGAAGACCAUAUUCACUGCAAGCUCAAGGAUGAAUUUGGAGCAUCUGAGUUCGGUAUGGAGUUCUCUGAUAUCUGUUUUGAUUCUUCUGUUGAGUUAGGGGGCGAUUGGGUAUAUUUACUUGGGCGAUUAUAUCAGACCGUGCGUGUCCUUGAGAUAAAGGUUGGCCAUUCAAGGAGUGGCAGUGGCAGUGGCAGUGCCAGUCCAGAAACAGAAUCCGUGGUCCAGGAUUCGCACCUAGGUUCUGUUAGCGCCAAUAAAGACUUUCCAGAUGAAUCCAUUGCUUUGGACUUGGGUGCUUCGUUUUGUCAUCUUAUUUCAAGAAUGAAUUUACACCCUUGGGAUGUAAAAGAUCCAGAGCUUGCUCAAAAAAGGGACUUCUGUGAAGCAAAUCUGAUAAAUUUUGAUACUACUGCUUUGAUUGCUCUUAUAUCGGGUAUCAGUAGCAGCGGUACAGACAAAAUUCUGGCUAAACCGGAGAGCGAAUUAAGACAGCGGUUUAAGGGAAACUAUGAGUUUGUGAUUGCCCAGGUGGUUUCUGAAAUUCAGAAUCCAAUACAUAUGGAAUUGGAUGGCAUAUUAUCUGGAAAGAGAGGCAUGAUCUGUAGAAGUGUUUAUUCAGAGUUUAAGGAAUUAGUGUCAAUGUGUGGGGGGCCAAAUGAGAAGUCAAGGGCCGAUCACUUGCUUAAUCACCUCAUGAAGUUUUGGCCUCUCUCUCUAGUAAAAAGAUUUCACCGAGCAAAAAUGAAAAAAAGAUUUCAGUUCCACCAAUGGAGAAAUACAAUAGAUCGUAUGCACCUUCUGGUUGUGCCCGACUGCCCAUCAGAACGCAUGAUGAGCCUCCCAACCACCAGAAAGCUGGCCUUGAAGAACAAGAUUGUCUUUGGCACAGGAGACUAUUGGCGAGCACCGACCUUAACUGCAAACAUGGGUUUCGUAAGGGCUGUUUCACAAACUGGAAUGUCUCUGUUCACGAUAGGGCAUAGGCCGCGUGCCUUAACUGGUGAUUAGUGCUUUAUGACACUGCAUGAACAUUCUGUUCUAGUUUUUUAUAAAGGCCCCGAUGUCAGGUUCUCUCUGUACGUUUAUCAGAUAAUGAACAAGACUCAGACUCUUAUCUAUAUCACAAUUGAACCGUCCUUGGCACUGUUGUGUUA
Molecule: messenger RNA, 1891 nt
Organism: Diospyros lotus (date-plum)
Lineage: Eukaryota; Viridiplantae; Streptophyta; Magnoliopsida; Ericales; Ebenaceae
Exons: 5
Coding region: 150-1745 (531 amino acids)
Source: RefSeq, a predicted model, not a curated record